AUCUAUCGUCUGGCUUGCACGCGAGCAAUAACAACCGAGUUUUAUUACAAAUCUAUUCAAGUAGCAAUGUGUCCAAGUGGUUCACCCAGCAGCAACGGCUCCCAAGAAGGAGAUGCCAGUGAGGCUGAGCAGCCCGUCGCUGCACAACCGGAGCAGACAUUGAGAACAGCUGUUGUGGCAUUCACACCCGAAGAAAUACUCAGUGACUAUGGUGAAAAUCUGAAGCUACUUACACUCAACUCACAAGUGGCUGAAUUAUUAACCAUUAUACGAGACAAAACAACUACGCGUAGUGAUUUUAAAUUCUACGCAGACCGGCUCAUACGGCUGGUGAUCGAAGAAUCUCUCAAUCAGUUGCCCUACACUGAUUGUGACGUAGUUACACCCACUGGCGCUACGUAUAAUGGACUCAAAUAUCGCUCCGGCAAUUGUGGUGUGUCCAUCAUACGUUCCGGUGAGGCCAUGGAGCAGGGCUUGCGUGAUUGCUGCCGCUCCAUACGCAUAGGCAAGAUCUUGGUGGAAUCUGAUGCCAAUACGCACGAGGCUCGAGUAGUCUACGCACGUUUCCCCGAUGACAUUGGCAGUCGCCAGGUGCUGCUCAUGUAUCCCAUCAUGUCCACGGGCAAUACAGUUCUACAGGCCGUGAAUGUGCUGCGGGAUCACGGCGUCCCGGAAAAUUGCAUCAUAUUAUCCAAUCUCUUUUGCACGCCCGUCGCCGCGCGCACAGUUGUGAAUGCGUUUCCCAAGAUGAAGAUUCUUACCUCGGAGCUGCACCCAGUGGCCCCCAAUCACUUUGGGCAGAAAUACUUUGGUACAGACUAGUUAGCGACAACCGCCCAAAAGAGCAGCCACAAGACUUGACGAAUAAGCUACCGCUUAGGAUAGAAUACAUCCAAUCCCGUCUAGACCAACUAACCUAACCUUAAGCGAAUUGUUUGCUUCUUAUUAAAAUGAAUGUUAUUUUUCUCUCCCCAUGUUUUUAGAUAUCCUUUAAAGCGGAGCCUGCGCCCAAAUGCUAUUGCAAUUAUGAUAAGCCUUAUUCAAAUUUUAUUAAUUUAUAUAUGUAAAUAUGAAAUGG
Molecule: messenger RNA, 1078 nt
Organism: Drosophila busckii
Lineage: Eukaryota; Metazoa; Arthropoda; Insecta; Diptera; Drosophilidae
Gene: kri
Product: uracil phosphoribosyltransferase homolog
Exons: 2
Coding region: 67-822 (251 amino acids)
Source: RefSeq, a predicted model, not a curated record